AUGAGUGCUACUGAAGAAAGUCAAAAUAAGUGUAGCCAGAAAACAGCCUUAUCGUUAUUUUUCUUACUUGAAUUGAUUGCUCAUGUUUUGGGCUGUGUUGCUCUAAUAAGCCCAAGCUGGCAGUACGUAUAUCUUGAAAAUGGACGUACAGAGCACCACCAUGGAUUGUGGCUUGAUUGUAAACGCGAUUAUUCUCAUGAUUAUGGCCGAAGCCGUGAGUAUUACGAAACUUUGUAUAGGCUUAAUAAACAACAGUCACCAUUUGAUCAGUUUUUUCUCACAUCAUUACUAUGUGUUUACAAAUUCGAUUAUUAUAUUGAUAUGGAGGAUCUGUAUGAUCAUAAUCAUGACGAGAAUCGCCUCCAAGAUGACGCUAACCAACAUUUACUAUUGGGUUGGAAAAUAGUGUCAUUAGCUGCUCUUGGAUUUGCGACAUUAGCAGCAAGUGCAGCAUUAUUGCUUUCAGUUUGCGCUUUUUGUCAUCGUACUCUUAUUUGCGCUGCAGCUGUUCUUGUCACUGUUGCUGCUUUGCUCUCUUCCAUGGGCUUAUUAAUAUUUUACAUCUGGGCCAACCAUCAGGACAACAAUAUUAUUAAAGAAGAAGAUGGCAUAUAUGAGCAGUAUUUUGGAUGGGCGCUGUAUAUGCAAAUAGCAGGGACGACGACGCAGUUUUUUGCAUCUUUCUUAGGUUGCGCUGUUACCUCAAUGGCAUUCAGAAAAAGUCGGGCCAAAUUGGUCAAGAUCGAGGUGAUUGAUAGAGACAAUUCAACCUUGCUUGAUCGAACAGUUUCACUCCCAUUCAAGCGUUCAUUUUCAGCAAUUUACAAAUUGGACUCAGCUGACCUCCAGAAGUGGGAAAGGGAUUACAUAAAUAUCAUCCAAUCAGAUAGCAUCACCAAACGGAGUUCUAUAUCGGCACCAGAUUUCAAGAAGUACCCGAGGAAGAACAAACAGAAUCCACAGGAAAGCAAAAUCACAAAAUCCACUUCUAAUUUAUUCGACCAACCAAACUUAAACACUGCUUUCGAAACAUUUCCACAAUCAUUUUCAUUUCCAGUUCCAAAGUCAAUUUUAAAAGUCACGUCAAAGCAACCUUCAACGGUGAUGGAUGCAAAUCGACGAUUAAGCGAUGAUCUUGAUCUGACUUACGAAUACUUGCCAGACGACCUCGUAGGAAAUUCACGAAGUACAGAAACGUUAAACAGAUCGUUCACAACAAAUUUUACUGACAUCAGCUUAUUCGGUCACAGCAAAGAUAUUUGUAACCAACGCAGCCACUCACGAAGUCCAGUCAAUGUCUAUGAUAAAGUUUACGAGUAUAUCCCAGAUAUAGCUAAAUCACGUAAUCAUGAACAGGCAAACAGUUGUUUUAAGAAUAUCGCCAUUUCUGCUGACAAAAUUUUAAUUCGUUCCGGACAAGAACAGACAACUGAUGAAGACCUUAGAACACUUAUCAACGAUGUGUCUUCCUGUUCGAACACUACAGCCACUAAAUCAGCUUUCACGAAUUUGGUUCCUGAAACAAUCACUGUACCGACAAAUCGGUGUACAUCUGGUGAUAUGCUUUCAGUCCUACCAAAUGAUCCAAGAACAAGGAUAUCCAAUUUGCAAAAUUUUCUGGUAGAACGAAACGCAUAUCUUCAUUUUCCAAAUGGGCACUCACUGAAUCAUGUUUCUGAUGGUAUUGCGAUCAAUACAUUCGAUUUUAGAACACUUAUGGGAAGAGAAGGAGAAAGAUCCAUCAAGAAUUUGGUUUUUCGACCACAGAAAGAUGAAAGUAUUGAGGCUUUCGAGCGUGCUGAUAAUUCAUCAGAACACAGUUCACUAAACAAAUGCAUGCCGAAUAAGAGUAAAACACUGGAUCCGAUAACAAAAAUUAUCUUACCAGAAAACAAUGACAUACAAAUGACAUGCAGUGUUAUUCCCACCCCAUAUAUGUGCUCAGCAGAUGAAAUGGAUCGUUCCAUAGGUUCAUUAGAUACAUUUAACAGUAACGCGGCUAUAAAAAACAACGACCAGCAGUUUGAAGCAAAACUGUGUUUGAAUUUGUUCAUGAAUGGUGGAGUAGCGUCGCUUCUUACUGGAAACAAUUCUGAUAAUGACUCCGCUGAAGCAAAAAAGAGCAAUAUCACUACCGUCUAG
Brugia malayi is the source of this 2142-nucleotide messenger RNA. RefSeq lists its product as uncharacterized. Lineage: Eukaryota; Metazoa; Nematoda; Chromadorea; Rhabditida; Onchocercidae. Bases 1 to 2142 code for a protein of 713 amino acids. The record is from RefSeq and is a predicted model, not a curated record. Gene Ontology annotation, cellular component: membrane. The transcript has 15 exons.